AUGUCCCGCUCAACCACACGCAUCGCACAUGGAUCCGACUCUUCCUCCCCGCCUCCCCUCCUCCCGCCCCACAAACCCUCCCCCUAAACCCUCCCCCUCAUCCUCUACUUCCACGGAGGCGGCUUCAUCCUCUUCAGUGCCGCCUCCGCCCCCUUCCAUGCCACCUGCUCCUCAGCUUCUCUACCCGCCCUCGUCCUCUCCAUCGAAUACCGCCUCGCCCCAGAGCACCGCCUCCCCGCCGCCUACCACGACGCCAAUGACGCCCUCCUCUGGCUCCGCGGACAAGCCCUAAACCCCUCUGUCUCUGACCCCUGGCUCCGCGCUCACGCCGAUUUCUCCCGCUGCUUUCUCAUGGGCAGCAGCUCCGGAGGAAACAUCGCCUACCGAGCCGCGCUCCACGCCACAAGCAUCAAUCUCGAACCACUGAGGCUUGAGGGACUGAUACUGAACCAGCCGUACUUCGGCGGGGUGAAGCGCACCGAAUCGGAGGAGAGGCUGGCGGAGGACAAGAUCGUUCCGCUUCCAGUGAACGAUCUGAUGUGGGAUCUGUCGCUGCCGGAGGGAGCUAGCAGGGAGCAUGAAUUCUGCAAUCCGUCGGCGAAGGAGGAAGAGGGCGUGGAGAAAUUGCCGCGGUGCUUGAUCCGAGGGUUCGUGGGGGAUCCGCUCAUUGAUCGACAGCGGCAGCUUGCUCGGAUGUUGGAGAUGAGAGGGGUUAGGGUUGUGGCGUUACUGGAGCAAGAGGGACACCACGCCAUCGAGCUUUUUAAGCCUGAAAAAGUUGACGAUCUCGUCGAACAAGUUGCGGGCUUCGUCUGCGGAUCCGUCGGAGUCGACGAGGGCAAGCUCUGAUAAAUAGAGAUUAUAAUAAUACACUUAUUAUAUUUAAAUGUGUAUAAUAUUAUUGUGCGACCUCAGUAUGUAAUAUUCUCAAUUAUUCUGGUUAUAUCUAAAUAAAAUAAGUGACAUCUCUUGAUAAUUUAAAUGGACAAAUU
Molecule: messenger RNA, 992 nt
Organism: Phalaenopsis equestris
Lineage: Eukaryota; Viridiplantae; Streptophyta; Magnoliopsida; Asparagales; Orchidaceae
Product: probable carboxylesterase 8
Exons: 1
Molecular function (GO): hydrolase activity
Source: RefSeq, a predicted model, not a curated record